Plasmodium yoelii is the source of this 918-nucleotide messenger RNA. RefSeq names its product PIR protein. The record is from RefSeq and is a predicted model, not a curated record. NCBI's taxonomy places the organism in Eukaryota, Apicomplexa, Aconoidasida, Haemosporida, Plasmodiidae. Bases 1 to 918 code for a protein of 305 amino acids. The transcript is spliced from 3 exons.
AUGAAUAAAGAAGUGUGUAAAAAGUUUACGAGUAUAUGGGAAUUUUUCCCCGAUACAUUAGAUAAAGGAGAAUAUAAAUUUAAUGAUAAUAAUUUUUUAGAUAGUUAUUGUGGUGGUAAUAAGUGUGAUAGUGCUUUCGAAAGAAUUGCUGGUGGAUGUUUAUAUCUUUUUAUGCAAAUAUUUGGAACUUCUGAAUUGUUUACGUCUGUUGCAAAUAAUAACAUCAAUAUUGUUGAUUACAUUUUGAUAUGGUUAAGUUAUAUGUUAAACCUAAAGGAACAAACAGGAAAUGAUAACAAUCUACAAUUUUUUUAUAAUACAACUAUAAAUAAUGAUAGGUAUCAAAAGACUAUAACUGGCGUUGAAAAUUAUUAUGAAAAUUAUAAGAAUCUUAUAGAUAAAAAAAAAUAUUUUUUGGGUAUGGAUAAAAAAAUUAUAUCUAAUUUUUAUGAAGCAUUUAAAUUAUUAUGUGAAAUGUAUGCUGAAUUUGAUGAUAAAACACCAUAUUGCACAAAAAGUUCAGAAAAUGCUAACAAAUUUGUUAAAAAAUAUAAUGAACUUAAUAAAGAUCAUAGUAUUACUGGAAAUAUUUCCUAUAAUCAACUAUUGUCUACUUUAUCAAAAGAUUAUGAUAAUUUUAUGAAUAAAUAUAAUAAUACACAAUGUUCCAAAUCUUCACCUCUUCCAACGAUAGAAACAACAGAAAAUUUUGCACAACAAAUUUUACAAAGUUCUGAGGAUACAUCAUCAAGUUCAUCGGCAACAAACAAAUUAUUUACAGUUUUAUCGAUAUUUGGUGUAAUAGCAUUUCUUUUAGGAAUUUCUUACAAGUAUUCGUUAUUUGGAUUUCGGAAACGAUUUCAAAAACAAAAAUUAAGAGAAAAAAUAAAAAAUAUAAAGAAGAAAAUGAAUCAAUAA